AUUUUUAAAGAGUGUUUCUUUUACAAUCUAUUUGGAAAAGAAACACAACCAUUCAUACCAAAUAGGAUAUGUUUUGCUGCUAGGAAGGUUAAUUGUUUUGUCUAAAAAUGUUGACUGUAUGACGAAAAUAGUAUUCAGUGAAACGUUGUAGUAUAAUUCACAGUCCAUGUUCAGUCGGUUUCAGUUUUUUGAAAGCUAUCAGGUAAAUACAGCGACAAAUAAGUUUUAAUAAUUGUGCAACUGAGUCUUAACCCUGUUUUUAGCUAAUAUCUAAACAAAAUACACCCAAUUCCCCUUAAAUUAAGUGGUGCACUGGAUUAUUAUGAAAGAAGAAAAUCCUAUACGUUUGGAGAAGGAAAUAAUACAUACAAAAUAUGGAAAGGCCAAAUAUAUUGCCUAGUACUGUCAUACCUAUAGUUUUUAUUGCCUUUAGUUCCUUUAUUCCAGGGAGCCAAUGUGCACAGUUGAAUCCACCCUGGGACUGGAAUAAAAGAAGUGACAGAGACUCAUAUUCUAACAGAUUAUUUCAGCGAACCAUUGAGUCACAGGACUAGAAAUCAUUGUGCACGAGAGAGCCGGGACCUUAACAUGGAGAGAUACUUGCUAACAGCUCUCUUCAGUGUCUGGAUAAAUCUGAUCUAUGGAAUCAAUAUUCAGCCGAUUCCUGAACAUCCAGUGAUCGAUCAGCCUGUCACCCUCAGUGUCAGUGGGGUCAGCGGGGCCAUUCACUCUUUCUCCUGGUAUAGAAGUUCAGGCAUUUCGAAUUCCUCUCUAAUUUUAUCAUAUAAUCCAACUUCGAACCCCGCGGAGACCCAAGGGCCAAAGUACUUCCCUCGAGCCAGCAGCUUCUCAAAUGGCUCAUUACAUAUAGUGGAACUUUCAACAACAGACAGUGGAUAUUACACAGUGCAAGUACAGGCAGGAAGUUUAACAUCACAAUAUAUAAACCUGCCUGUAUAUGUCCCUGUGGUUAAACCAGUGAUCAGGGCAAGCAGCCAGCGGCCUGUGGAAUAUGAUGAGGUCGCCCUUACAUGUACAGCAACCAAUGCACAGAGGUUCUUAUGGAGCAGAAUUGGUGGCAAAAUUCCUUCUGGAGUCAAAUACAGUUCAAAUAAUAGUAGUAUGACUAUUUCCAGGAUAACAUUAUCAGAUGCUGGAAAGUACCAAUGUGAAGGCAUGAAUCCAGUAUUCAAGGAUAUCAGUGAGACCUACACUCUGUCCCUAUACUGUGUCUGUGCAGAUCCACCAGCAGGUGUCUUGGCCGGAAUAAUCUGUGGCACCAUUGCAGGAAUAGCAUUGAUCGCCUGUGCAACAUUUCUGCUGUACAGGAGAUUUAUCCUUCCAGCCAGGCAAGUACAGACAGGACAAGUUAACAGUCAACAAAAGUCAUCUGAAAUAUACGACAAUGUGAUUGAUGGAACCAAGGGACAAAACCCCACAGUGGAAUCUCCAUACACAGGGCUGCAGCAUCAGCCGGAUCACACCUACUGUGACCUUAACAUGGGACAGAUACAAAAGCGAUAAUGCCAAUCAGUGAUUGCCUUCAUCUCUUGAUGCCUUCAGUACCUAUUCCAUCUAAAUACCAAUUCACCUCUCAAAUGUAUAUUAAAACAUACACUUUUUUAAACUGUA
Messenger RNA from Xenopus tropicalis (tropical clawed frog), 1632 nucleotides. Its product is annotated as carcinoembryonic antigen-related cell adhesion molecule 2. Bases 589 to 1524 code for a protein of 311 amino acids. Lineage: Eukaryota; Metazoa; Chordata; Amphibia; Anura; Pipidae. The transcript is spliced from 7 exons. The record is from RefSeq and is a predicted model, not a curated record.